CUUUUGGACUGCUUUCCCCUACGUAGACAGUGUCUGAAGUGGCGGUUAUUUGUCUAAUCAUAUACUCAGUUGAUGUUUUGCAUUGCGCGGUAAUAGUUCGCCGGUCGUGCUUCUUCUGGACUUGUUUCAACAAACGGUGGUCACGCUUCAAGUGAUAUUUAUAUGCAACUCCGUUGUGGCGCUCGUGGAGUCACCAAUUUGGUUGAUUAAAUGUGUAUGACAAGGCAAUUUGUCGUAGUUUUGGGAUUCCUUAUCACACUAUGGGCUUCGGUAGCAAGUGAAAAGCCACCGCCGAACAUCGUCUUCAUCCUAGCGGACGAUCUCGGGUGGAAUGACGUCGGAUUUCAUGGAUCCUCUCAGAUUCCCACUCCGAACCUGGACGCACUUGCCUACUCGGGAGUGAUCCUGAACCGGUACUACGUGUCGCCAAUCUGUACGCCUUCGCGAUCUGCUCUGAUGACGGGAAAGUAUCCGAUACACACCGGAAUGCAGCAUGGCGUCCUGUACGGCAUGGAGCCCCGUGGGCUUCCGCUUACUGAAAAACUUUUGCCGCAAUACUUGAAGGAGCUUGGCUACAUGAACCACAUUUACGGCAAAUGGCAUCUGGGAUCUUACACACGUAGGUACACUCCCUUGGAGCGUGGUUUCGACUCGCACGUUGGCUUCUGGACCGGCCAUCACCAUAUGUUUGACCACACGGCCGUCGAAAAGGGAACGUGGGGUUUGGACAUGCGACGAGGUUUCGACGUUGCUUACGACCUUCACGGGAAGUACACAACCCACGUCGUACGGGAUGAGUCAGUUGCAGCCAUUCGGAACCACAACACUUCUUCGCCGAUGUUCCUGUAUGUGUCCCAUGCGGCAGUUCACUCGGCUAAUCCGUACGAUUUCCUACCAGCACCGGACGAGACGGUUGAAAGUAUGUCCGGGAUAACCAAUUUUCAAAGGAGGAAGUUUGCUGCCAUGUUGACGGAACUGGACCAGUCGGUAGGGACAAUCAUCAUUGCUCUGAGUGAGCGGGGAAUGCUGGACAACUCGAUCAUUGUGUUCAGUACAGACAACGGAGGCCCAGCGCAUGGUUUCAACAACAAUGCUGCUUCGAAUUGGCCGCUCAGAGGAACGAAGAAUACCCUCUGGGAGGGAGGAGUCCGAGGUACUGGCUUCAUAUGGAGCCCUUUGAUCGAGGAAAGGCGCCGAGUUUCACACCAGAUAAUGCACAUCAGUGAUUGGCUGCCGACGCUACUGGAUGCUGCCGGCUAUGAUUUGGACAAUCUUCCCACGAACUUGGAUGGCAUAAGCGUUUGGAAGCAACUUCAAAAUGGAAAUCAAACGGGCCGCAACGAAAUUCUGCACAAUAUUGAUGACAUCUGGGGAAGUGCGGCUUUGACGGUGGAUAAUUGGAAAGUGGUUCAUGGGACCAAUUACGAAGGACAGUGGGAUGCUUGGUAUGGGCCAGCAGGAGAUCACGAUACCAAAUCGUACAACGUAACAGCGAUCUUCGAUUGUCCGACUGGAAAAGCGCUGAAUAAGCUUAGGAUGCUUCCACCGGAAGAGGAAAUUCUACAUCUCAGACGGGAGGCAACUGUUUAUUGUACGAAUGGGACCAAGAAGAAAUGUGAUCCGUUGGAAGCACCCUGUCUCUUCGAUCUAGACAAUGAUCCGUGCGAGUUUGACAACUUGGCAGAUGAAUAUCCGGACAUUCUGGGAGACAUACUGGUAAAGUUGGGCGAGUAUAAUGCAUCAGCGGUGCCUCCUGGGAAUAUGCCGUUGGAUCCCAUGGGUGAUCCUCGCUUCUGGGGAUAUACGUGGCAUAAUUUUGGAGAUGAGCUGCCAAUGAAUGAGCUUGAUGAUGUUACUGAAAGUGCAAACAAUGAAAUGACUUAA
Messenger RNA from Ochlerotatus camptorhynchus, 1884 nucleotides. RefSeq names its product arylsulfatase B-like. The record is from RefSeq and is a predicted model, not a curated record. The coding region runs from base 211 to 1884 and encodes 557 amino acids. Lineage: Eukaryota; Metazoa; Arthropoda; Insecta; Diptera; Culicidae. The transcript is spliced from 5 exons.